Austrofundulus limnaeus is the source of this 1322-nucleotide messenger RNA. Its product is annotated as NAD(P)H dehydrogenase [quinone] 1. Gene Ontology annotation, molecular function: NAD(P)H dehydrogenase (quinone) activity. Gene Ontology annotation, cellular component: cytosol. NCBI's taxonomy places the organism in Eukaryota, Metazoa, Chordata, Actinopteri, Cyprinodontiformes, Rivulidae. The record is from RefSeq and is a predicted model, not a curated record.
AAGAAGAAGAAGAAGAAGAAGAAGAAGAAGAAGAAGAAGUGUGUGUCUGCUCAUGUCUUCAGUCAGUCAGGUGUCUCUCAUGCAAGCUGGUCCCUGAGAAGCUCCUCUGUGGUUUGAAGUGUGUUACGGAUGAAUCAAGUCUGAACUCCUGCAGCUUUUAAACACGAGAUAAACGUUUAAAUCUGGCUGGGAGACUUGGAGCUGUCGCCUCACACUCACACACCGGGCCUGACCCGACCCGCUGGGCUCUUUCAUCCUGCCGUUGGUGUGAUGUCCACACGCUGAGUCUGCUGAUAGACGAUCUAAACGGGGUUCUCACGCUUGGAGGGGCUGCAGGCUUUAUAAGACCCCCGAGGCAGCGGGUCCAGGCUGCCAGACGAAGCCCACCCUCUCAGCAUGGCUCAGAAAGCAGCUCUGAUCGUGUUCGCUCACCAGAGUCAGUCGUCCUUCAACGCCGCGGCCCGGGACGUGGCGGUCCAGGAGCUGACGGAGCAGGGCUUCAGGGUCACCGUGUCGGACCUGUACGCCAUGAAGUUCAGAGCCGAAGCCACACGGGACGACAUCAUCGGUGACUUUCCUCUGUACUGGUUCAGCGUCCCGGCCGUCCUGAAGGGCUGGAUGGACCGAGUGCUCACUCAGGGUUUCGCCUUCAGCCUGCAGAAGAUCUACGACUCGGGAGUUUUCAAGGAAAAAAAGGCCAUGCUGUCCUUCACCACUGCAGCGACACAGUCGAUGUUUCAGCCUGACGGUAUAAACGGAGACAUUAACGUCACUCUGUGGCCUCUGCAGAACGGCACUCUACACUUCUGUGGAUUCCAGGUCCUGGCUCCUCAGAUCUUCUGGGGUCCGGCCCACUGUCCCGCCGCCGUGCGCACCCAGAUGCUGGCAGGAUGGCGUGCACGGCUGCGGGCGCUGCAGGACGAGCGACCUUUGACCUUCGCCCGCUGCGAGCUGUUCGACCUCAGCUUCCAGGGGGGGUUCCUCCUGCGGCCGGAGGCGAGGAGCGAGCGAGACUUGCAGCCGUUCGGCAUCACCACCGGGCAUCACCUGGGGAAACCACUGCCACCUGACAACCAGAUUAAAGCCCCGCCCACAAAGGAAAACCACACAGGAAGCAGGAAGUAGAGCCUCAUUAUUUUACUGCAGAAUGAUGAGGUUUGAUGUUUAAAGCUGAAAUCAAACUCUACAUGCAGUUUCUACUGACAUCUAGUGGCCAAAAAACAAACAACUCAGUUUUUUUAAUGUAAUCUUUUAUUUUUCUGAUCAAAUAAAAAUUACUUUUUAUUUCAGCAAGUCAAUAAAACACCUUUGUUUCAUCCAGC